This is a messenger RNA of Mesorhabditis belari, 294 nucleotides long. The record is from the annotation of a GenBank genome assembly. NCBI's taxonomy places the organism in Eukaryota, Metazoa, Nematoda, Chromadorea, Rhabditida, Rhabditidae.
AUGGAACACGACGAAAGUAAUGCAAACGAUGUUGAAGACGGAAAACUAUGUGAGAAAGGAUGCACGCUGAGAACAAACGACAACGACGAUGCGGGACCGCGCAUGGAAUUCUACCUCAAAGCCUCAUUCAAAUGUGCCAUCUGGGAUCAAGUCGUCGAGCAUUGUUUUCAUUUCGACUACACUUAUCAAAAUGUGGACUACACAAGCAUCGUCGAGCUUCAUCUUUCCCAAAGUCAUAAGAGUGGUGAUUGGUGGAAAUCUGACAACGUAAAGAUCUACGGGAUCUACUGGUGC